Fusarium oxysporum Fo47 is the source of this 403-nucleotide messenger RNA. RefSeq lists its product as uncharacterized. The coding region runs from base 98 to 355 and encodes 85 amino acids. The record is from RefSeq and is a predicted model, not a curated record. Lineage: Eukaryota; Fungi; Ascomycota; Sordariomycetes; Hypocreales; Nectriaceae. The transcript has a single exon.
UUGCUGGUUGCAGAGGAAUGCCAUUCAAAUUUUGGUCGUAAAUUUGCAAAACAAAUAGUAGUAUAAAUGUCAACAGAUAACCUAGCGCCCCAAGAAUAUGCCUCUUUUUGUUCGUACGCCGUGCGCCGGUGCGGAACUGCUUCUGCUUCUGCUUUGGUUCGUCAUUCGAUGCUGCGUCGUCAUGUCGCCCUGCUUGUUGGGCAAUUGGCCAUCUAGAAAUCGCAGAAAAGUAAUAAAGCCCGUCUCUGAUCUUAUCUUCUCCAUACUUCCCACGGUAUCUCACCAAUCAUCUUCAAAUCAUUGGGCAUAUCCUCUGUCAAGAGAGAUGAGGGAUCGCCUCAUGCGUAUUUCUUGACGUUGGCCUGUUGUCGUUGGCGAAUCGGUCUACUCGUUCGCCUCAUUU